AUGACCACUUCAAUGGAUCUUGUGCACUCACUCCAACCUGCCUUAGAUCAGUAUCUUUGUAACCCCUUGAAGAAGCCUCCCUAUACUAUCAAACUCCGUGAUAAUCGCGGGACUUGCCUCCUGACACUAGAAGGCCAUGACAACUGGGACCUGAGUCAAGAGCGGAAGUGCAUCAAGAUGCUCAGCGACGUGCAUGAUGGCUUUGUCAACUGUCUGAGGCGAGCCCCGGGAACUGUCAAGGAUGUACCUGCAGUUUACAGCGGCGCUUCGGGGAGGAAGAAUGAUGAAGGCAAUGGGACGCUCGGAGCGCAACGGGAUAAGAGAGGAACCAUUCAGGUGCAAAUGCGCAGCAUUCGUCGCCACGGCAGGGGUGGAUUCAAAGCUGAGGAUUUUCCGCGAACUGAGGUCGCAGGGGAUGAUCCCGAACCGACAGAUGCAUACUGCUGCUCGUCGUUCAUUUUCAGGAGCUGUCAGCUUGUCCUGUUUCAGGAGAAGUAG
Molecule: messenger RNA, 498 nt
Organism: Paracoccidioides brasiliensis Pb18
Product: nuclear distribution protein PAC1
Exons: 3
Coding region: 1-498 (165 amino acids)
Source: RefSeq, a predicted model, not a curated record